CAGCAGCAGCGGCGGCGGCGGCGUCGCUCCUCUCCGCGCCCCGCCGGCCCGUCGGCGGCUCUCGGCUCGGGCGCUCGGGCGCUCCGUCCCCUCCGCGGCCCCGCCCGAGCCCGGCGCCUCGGCUGCGGCCCCGGCCAUGGCGUGCGGAGCCACGCUGAAAAGGACUCUGGAUUUCGACCCGCUGCUAAGCCCGGCGUCCCCGAAGCGCCGGCGAUGUGCGCCAUUGUCGGCGCCCACCUCGGCCGCCGCCUCCCCGGCGGCCGCCGCCGCCGCCACCGCCGCCUCCUUCUCGGCCGCCGCCGCCUCGCCCCAGAAGUAUCUCCGGAUGGAGCCGUCCCCGUUCGGCGACGUCUCCUCCCGCCUCACCACAGAACAAAUUCUGUACAACAUAAAACAAGAAUAUAAACGCAUGCAGAAGAGAAGACAUUUAGAAACUAGUUUCCAACAGACUGAUCCUUGUUGUACUUCUGAUGCACAGCCACAUGCAUUUCUCCUAAGUGGACCAGUUUCACCAGGGACUUCAUCUGCUACAUCCUCACCAUUGAAAAAAGAACAGCCCUUAUUCACCUUACGGCAGGUUGGGAUGAUAUGUGAACGUUUGUUGAAAGAACGUGAAGAAAAAGUUCGAGAAGAAUAUGAAGAAAUACUGAAUACAAAACUUGCAGAACAAUAUGAUGCAUUUGUGAAGUUUACACAUGAUCAGAUAAUGCGACGAUAUGGAGAACAGCCUGCUAGUUAUGUCUCAUGAAUCACGUUUUCUGCAUUUCUGGGCUGCCUUGUUCCUUGUUGAGUUGUUGCAAGAGGUCCCAAUUAUGACAUGCAGCAAUGCCAAUACCCCCCUGUGAAUACAGGUUAUUUCAAGCUUUGUCAGUGGCAACCACUCUAAGGCAGCAACUGGUUUUGGAAAUUUCCCUGAUGUUAAUAUCGCCUGGAUGUGGACCUUUGCUACCUGUAUUAAUACCAGUGGCCUCAUUUGCUGUAUCAUUACAAUUUGGCUUCUUACGUUGAUAUGUUUGAAAAGGAUUAAAGCUGGUAUUCUAAGAACAUGCCCUUCACUGGUUGUGUAAAUAAAACUGUAGAAUGACACUUCGGAUGAAGUUAGUGUGAUUUUAAUUGUGCACUACAACCAAGCUGUAACCAGUUAUUAAUAAUUUAGACUGUAAUCCCAGGACUUUAUUAAGCAAAUAGCCUGCAGUGCUUCCUUUGAAAUAGUGAAGGAGGAGGGCAUUUCUGUAUUCCAGGACUUCUUGGGGUUUCAGAAUGGGUUUAUAUGAUUUUUUGGGGGUAGUUUUUAUUUAUUCUAUCGGUCUUUUUAACAAAUGUUUAUUGCUGCAUUUUUUUCCCCCCAGUGUAUCAUUGUUUUAUUGCCCUUGUAGUACUGGAAUUUAGUUGAAAGAAUAAAACAUUUACUUCUA
Molecule: messenger RNA, 1415 nt
Organism: Sorex araneus (European shrew)
Lineage: Eukaryota; Metazoa; Chordata; Mammalia; Eulipotyphla; Soricidae
Gene: AKIRIN2
Product: akirin 2
Exons: 5
Coding region: 137-748 (203 amino acids)
Biological process (GO): positive regulation of innate immune response; positive regulation of transcription by RNA polymerase II
Cellular component (GO): chromatin; nucleus
Molecular function (GO): transcription coregulator activity
Source: RefSeq, a predicted model, not a curated record